AUGCCCGCUGAGUUUCUUGCCUCCAACCCUCCCCCGCUCUGGCUCACUCUCUACCACCUAGUCACCCGCCUCCCUGACACUCUGCGUACAGUCAGGGACCACUUCCUAGCUCGCUGCCCCACUGAGCUCACCAUUGCCGCCCUAGAGAAGGAACUACUUGCAGCUGAGAAGAGUAUUGUAGCUGUAGGUGCCUCUCGUGGCGACCCCCGCACCCCUUUCUUCGAGGGGUGUUCCCCCUCCCCCCUGCUCCCCUUUGUCGCCUCUGCUGCUGCUGUCGACCUCCUUGGUGCUGAGCAGGUCGGCUCUGCGUCCAAUCCCAGCGGGCGCUGCAGCGGCAAGGGCAGGGGAGGCAAGGGCGGUGGGGGUGACGGCGGGGGAGGCGGUGGUGGGGGUGGUGGCGGCGGUGGGGGCGGUGGCGGGGCUGGAGGGGCUAGUGGCAGCGGUGGGGGUGGUGGAGGCAGCGGCGGCGGCGGUGGUCGGGGUGGGGGCGGUGGUGGUGGCGGCAGUGGACGUGGCGGCGGCAGGGGCGGUGGUGGUCGUGGUGGAGGCGGUGGUGGUGGUCGUGGAGGCUCUGGCCCUGGCCAGAGCGCGCAGCACCCUCAGUCCUCCCAGGAGCUUCGUGAGUGGUACUUACAGCACGGGGGUGGGGGGGGUAGCCUUAGCUGCACGUACGUCAUCCGCACUGGUCGCCGCAAGGGACAGACGUGCGGGAGGGCGCACACUGCUCAGCGCUGCUUCUCUCGCCUAGAUGACGCUUGGCGUGCUCAGUUUCCUGACGCUCCUGAGCUCCCUCAGUGGGCUGAUCUCCUCAAGAAGGAUAUCGAUAUCUAUGCUCUUGAUUUUGAUGUUAUUCUCAAAGCCAUGUAUGCACUGACUAUUAGUGGAGAGGAGGACCAGUACCUGUGUGUUCCGCCUGACCCAGGCAUCCGCACGAGUGAGGCUGCCGCUCUAGGUGCUUGCGCGUCCGCUGCCCCAGGUGCUGGUGAGGCUACUGCUCUAGGUGCUUGUGUGUCUGCCACCCCAGGUACUACUGAGUCCACUGAGGCACUGCACACCUUCACUCUAGACUCAGGCGCUUCGCGCUGUUUCUUUCGUGACCGCACUGCCCUUGAGCCCCUUGCUCGACCAGUCGCUGUCUCACUCGCUGACCCCUCUGGGGGUCCGGUCAUUGCGACCUCCUCCACUGUCCUUCCUUGUCCUGCUGUCCCGUCGGGCACACUGUCAGGUCUCCACCUCCCCUCGUUCUCUACGAACUUGGUGGCGGGUUGUGCGCUUCAGGAUGGGGGUGUUCACCAGUUCACCCCUGCCUACGAGCGCGUGACACACUGCACGUGUGCUCGGACGGGCCGUCACCUGGCUACCUUCACUCGACAGCCGGGGUCGGACCUGUACACACUGACCACUGAGUCCCCUCAGGUAGCGGCGUCUGCGUAUGCGUCUGCGUCAGGUCAGCUCUCUGCCCCCUGCUCGUGUCGCUCUCUAGCGCACAAGACUGUCCUCUGGUACCACCGACUUGGUCACCCGUCAGUGCAGCGCCUUCGGGGCAUGCACGCCCGGUACCUUGUCUCUGGUCUUCCUCGGGUACUCCCUCCCCUCCCACCCUCCCUUGCUCCUCCUUGUCUUCCCUGUGUCGAGGGGCGGCAGCGCGCUGCCCCUCACUCCUCCUCGUUCCCCCCGACGACUGCUCCUUUGCAGACGCUCCACAUGGACUUGUGGGGCCCAGCCCGCGUCCGUGGUCAGGGCCAGGAGAGGUACUUCUUGAUCGUCGUUGACGACUACUCGCGCUACACCACGGUCUUCCCCUUGCGCACCAAGGGUGAAGUCCCUGAUGUUCUAAUCCCUUGGAUCAGCAGAGCACGUCUUCAGCUGCGAGAGCGUUUUCGCUCGGAGUUUCCUGUCCUGCGCUUGCAAUCUGACAGAGGUGGCGAGUUCUCCUCCGACCUCUUGGCAGCCUACUGUGCCGAGCACGGCAUUCGCCAGUCGUUCACGCUCCCGGCCUCUCCACAGCAGAAUGGGGUUGCUGAGCGCCGCAUUGGCUUGGUCAUGGAGGUCGCUCGUACCUCCUUAGUCCACGCGGCUGCCCCCCACUUUCUGUGGCCGUUUGCGGUCCGGUACGCUGCGCAUCAGCUCAACCUCUGGCCCCGUGUCUCCGCUCCGGAGACCUCGCCCACACUGCUGUGGACGGGGGAGGUUGGCGAUGCGUCACGCUUCCGUGUCUGGGGAUCCCGAGCUUUUGUUCGCGACACGUCUGCGGACAAGCUCUCCUCCCACACUACUUCGUGUGUCUUUCUUGGCUUUGUCCCGGAUGCGUCUGGCUGGCAGUUUUACCACCCCGCCUCGCACCGCGUCUUCCCCUCUCAGGACGUCACUUUUGACGAGUCCGUGCCCUUCUACCGCCUCUUCCCCUACCGCACUGCCCCGCUCCCUCCCCCGCCUCUCUUCCUUGCGCCAGGUGCUGCAGUGGUAGACCCCCUCCCCCCUCAGGGUGCCGCUCCCUCAGGUGUCUCUCAGGUAGACCCGGUUGAGCCUGCCGAGGUAGCUGUCGACUCGCGUCCUGCUAGAGGUGCUGAGCCUGAGCGGUACUGA
Closterium sp. NIES-65 is the source of this 2586-nucleotide messenger RNA. The record is from the annotation of a GenBank genome assembly. Lineage: Eukaryota; Viridiplantae; Streptophyta; Zygnematophyceae; Desmidiales; Closteriaceae.